AUGCUCGUCAUUUCCUCUAGCCCACAGGCCGAAACAGCUUGUCCCGAAGCCACCGCUACCGGCGCUGAGCAGGUCAAGGGCGCACCACUCGCAGCCAGUCAUAAGGAACACGAAAAAAUAACCUCAGUUGAACGCGCCUUCUUCGACUUCCUCAAGACCUCCUCUCUCGAAUGUUCCUCUACAGUCCACCCGCAAUUGUACCGCACUACAGACCAGCGCCAAGCGCUCGAUAAGCUCUUCACAGGUCAGCGAGCCACUACAACGACCAAGACGCGAAACACCAACAGCGUCAAUUUUACAAGUUUAUCGCUGGGCUCAGCCGUAUAUGGCAUGGGCUGGAACAGGCUGCAUAUACCCAAGAACUGA
Messenger RNA from Fusarium subglutinans, 366 nucleotides. RefSeq lists its product as uncharacterized. The transcript has 3 exons. The record is from RefSeq and is a predicted model, not a curated record. Lineage: Eukaryota; Fungi; Ascomycota; Sordariomycetes; Hypocreales; Nectriaceae. The coding region runs from base 1 to 366 and encodes 121 amino acids.